AAAAUCAUGUCACGCUUUUUAAGAACCCAAACAGACACUCUGGCUUUGGAAAACGCUGCUUUGACAUAGUAAUUAGUUAGAAAGAGAAGGAGAAGCUGCUGUGGAGUGAACACAUGUUGUAUGUUUCUGACCCGGUGACCCGCUGAGCGACCCUGACACUGAGCAGUACGACGGGAAUGCGACGUCUAUUCUUAACAGAUUUGUAUUUGAACUUUAGGACCUCUUGAUCCGUGAUAGCUGAGACCUCGGUUUGUUGCCAUACCACAUUCACAAAACUACAGUGGCGAGUCGAGCCACAUACUAUUUUUACAUUAGUCACGUACACUUCCUCCCACUAACCAGCUGCAACCCCCCCCAACACACCCACUUUUUCUUGGCACGGUAAGAUGGAGUAAGUUCGACGGCUCUGCACUCCACUCCGGACAAGUCCAGCCAUGUGCUGAUCCAAAGCUCUUUCUCAGGACAAAAUGGAGAUUAGCGUGAAGGACACUUGCACCGGUCUGUUGUGGAUUUAACAUGAGCAGCGUACAAACAUCACCGGCAGCCUUGAGAGGAGAGGAUGAGGCGAGCACGCUUGGACAAAGUCGUCCCAGCAGCCUCUGAGGAGCCGACACCUCGACUUCUUCCUCUGGACUUUGUUUCACCGGCAACAUGCAGGAAACUCGUGUGUCUCGUUGGUACUUCGGUGGCGUCUCCUCCAGCGCAGCUGCCUGUUUAACUCACCCGCUGGAUUUAAUUAAGGUGCACUUGCAGACGCAGCAGGAGGUGAGGCUGAGGAUGAUCGGCAUGACGGUGAACGUGGUGAGGAGAGAAGGUUACCUGGCGCUCUACAGCGGCCUCAGCGCGUCUCUCUGUCGGCAGAUGACAUAUUCUUUGACACGGUUCGCCAUUUAUGAGACUGUCAGAGACAAGAUCACCAGAGAGAACAAAGGUCUGAUGCCGUUCUACCAGAAGGUCCUGCUGGGUACAUUUGGAGGGUUUGCAGGCGGCUUCAUCGGGACUCCAGCUGACCUGGUGAAUGUCCGAAUGCAGAAUGAUGUCAAGCUGCCGGUCGAGCUGCGGAGAAAUUACGCUCAUGCGCUGGACGGACUGCUGCGUGUUUGGAAGGAGGAGGGAGUGAGGAAGCUGUUCUCCGGCGCCACGCUGGCGUCCUCUCGAGGUGCGCUGGUCUCCAUCGGACAGCUCUCCUGUUACGACCAGUCCAAGCAGCUGUUUCUGUCCACGGGUUACCUGACCGACAACGUCCUCACACACUUCCUGGCCAGCGUGUUUGCAGGCGGCUGCGCCACAAUCCUGUGCCAACCCCUCGACGUUGUUAAAACCCGACUAAUGAAUUCGAAGCUGGAGUACAGGGGCGUGUUUCACUGUCUAACGGAGACUGCAAAUCUGGGCCCGAAGGCAUUUUACAAGGGUCUCGUUCCGGCGGCGAUCCGUCUCAUCCCUCACACCGUCCUCACCUUCAUGUUCCUCGAGCAGCUCAGGCAGCAUUUCGGCGCCGUGGUCGUCUGCUGAGCGAUUCCUCGUCAACUUCAGUGGGUUUCCCACGUCGGACGGCUUCGAUCAUCAACUUUAAUCAUCAGGCGGCUAAACUGAACUAAACUGAAUGAGCUCAGUCUCUUCGAUCUCUGAACAAACUAGAGGCCAUCUUGCAGGUCGGGCAAGAUGGCCUCUAGUUUGUUCAGAGAUCGAAGAGACGCGGUGGGCUGAGGCACGAAGCGGCCCGUCAUGGCUGGUAGUAACGUUUUAACACUUUCAAACCGCGAGAACGCCAAAGUCCAACUGUGUGACGAUACUUCCAAUCAGCUGUAACAGAGAGCAGAUCCAUGUAGUCGUCUGUCGACAUCCAUCUGUCUGUUUAACAUCACAGUUUGGUCAGGAUUAGACUUAAAUCCACCGUCUUGUUUUUUUCGUGACUGAAUAAAACAAGCUGACCUCAAAGGACAGUUCAAUUUCAUACUGUUUUUACUUUGUUUUUUUUUUCUAAAUUCAAACCAUGUUUCUGGGGACCUUCUCUUUGUCCUCUGAGAGCAGCUUUGUUUAUUCAGUUUGAAUUAACUGUAAAUAUAAGAAAAAUCUGAGUUUGAACUUCUUCUCCAAAACAACACAGUGUCUUUUUUUAAAAUUAUUAUCAAGAGCUGCAAUUUCACCGCUCAACUUAUAAAAAGCAGCCAGAGAAACUAAAAAAAAAACAUGUCUAAAAUGUGAAAGAGCAUCAUCCUGCGAUGUCGACUGUUGUUCAUGUGAGGUCGAUGAGCAGAGGUGAAAUGUGAGAACUUUGACACGGUGUCCUGGUUGAACUUCACUGCACACACAGAUUUAAAAGCUCGGAUGAAGCUGCUGGAUGAAUCUGCUAACACGAGACCCUCUGGGUGUCACACUGAGCCUUUGUUUUUAAUUUCCUUACGUUUGUAAUCAUGCAGAAUCUGAGCGUCUCUGUGCCGGUGGCAGUUUUUAGGUGAAACAAGUUGAUUAUCUUUUUUUCAUAUUGAGUGAAAGUGUUGUGAAAUGUGCGCUGGAGGGCGUCGCUACGAGGAUCUCAGUUGUAAAUCCAUCUCAUGAACAGUGCGCUGAGGAAAAAAUGCUGUAACUGAUUUAAUUAUAUUAAUUAAAAAACAAUCGUUUCUUGUCUGCUUGUGGGCCUUGAUGAUGAUUUGUGUCCUUACGCAGCUUCUGUCAGGUUCAAACUUUAAAACAACGCCGCUGUGCUUUCAUGCAGACGAGCAGCCGGCUCGGCUCCAUCUGAAGAUUCGUUUCUGAGAAACAGAGUUGUGAGUCUUGGUUCGGGAGCAGUUAUGUGGGUUUGUGGCUCUUUUCUUGAACAUUUCAUAUUGUUCCAGGUAUUAUUUUCACCUUUCACUGAGAUGCACAAUCCAUCAUGUUCGACUUUAAAGGACACCUG
Molecule: messenger RNA, 2899 nt
Organism: Acanthopagrus latus (yellowfin seabream)
Lineage: Eukaryota; Metazoa; Chordata; Actinopteri; Spariformes; Sparidae
Product: solute carrier family 25 member 10
Exons: 11
Coding region: 652-1512 (286 amino acids)
Biological process (GO): succinate transmembrane transport; thiosulfate transport; malate transmembrane transport
Molecular function (GO): sulfate transmembrane transporter activity; antiporter activity; malate transmembrane transporter activity
Source: RefSeq, a predicted model, not a curated record